AUACGCGUUCUAGCAGCGUCUGCUAGACGAGCAGUAGCAGUGUUACGAUUGUUUCGUCCAAAUAUUUCUAUCCGAACUUCAUAUUAGUUUUUAAUUGAAUCAUUCAUUUUGGAAGAAACUUAAAGUUAUAAAAUGUUGCGGUCCGUAAUAAAAUUAUUAAAAGUUCCACUGAUUCAGCCAACUCAUUCGAACCUGGCAUCGUUGAAUUCGAACAAACUCGGGGGUUUUAAUUCUCUCGCAAUCAACAGUUUUCACACAACUUCAAAAUUACAAAAGGUUGAAGAUCGUAAAAUGAUGUUGAAUUCUAUGCCCAAAAUCGAUGAAGGUACUGAGGGUGAACAACACAUUGACAUAGACUACUCGAAUAUCAAAGCUGAUUUGUUCCCUGAUGAAAAUACACCCAACAGGCUUUUUAAUGGGGUACCUUUCAAAGAAAUACCAAUUGUUCAUAUAAGAGUUUCUCACAAUAAUACUAUCGUUGGUUUGACCGACCAUAAAGGUGUUCUGAAAAUCAUGCACUCUUGUGGUAGAGAAGGUUUCAAGAAUGCUAGAAAAGGAACAAACAUUGCUGCACAGGCAACUGCGAUCACCCUAAGCACGAAAGCGCUAGAGCAAGGGUUUAAAACAGUGAGAGUAAGGGUACGUGGACUUGGACCCGGCAGAAUGUCUUCAAUUAAAGGUUUGCAGAUGGGGGGAUUAAACAUAAUCUCUGUAACUGAUAGCACCAGAGUAACAUGGACUCCAUUGAGAGCUCGAAAGGCAAGAAGGUUGUAAAUGGAAUGUUAAUAAGUCUGUAAAAAAUAAAUAAAAAGGAAAAUUUGGUGAACAAA
Messenger RNA from Venturia canescens, 830 nucleotides. It is a transcript of the gene mRpS11, whose product is annotated as mitochondrial ribosomal protein S11. Gene Ontology annotation, molecular function: structural constituent of ribosome. The transcript has 5 exons. The record is from RefSeq and is a predicted model, not a curated record. Gene Ontology annotation, biological process: mitochondrial translation. Lineage: Eukaryota; Metazoa; Arthropoda; Insecta; Hymenoptera; Ichneumonidae. Gene Ontology annotation, cellular component: ribosome; mitochondrial small ribosomal subunit. The coding region runs from base 133 to 774 and encodes 213 amino acids.